AUGAGCCCCAACGUUACCAAACGCACUACGCUCCCCUCCCGUCCGACGUCUCCGUCUAAGACGAAGGGCCCCUCCCGCCCGACGACCCCGCCCACGACGAAGGGACCCACCCAGCCCAACCUACCGCCGAGCGUACCCAACGCCUACGGACAAGGCACUAUAACCCCGUCGAACGGUAACCCGUGGAACAGUGGAAGGCGUUCCCCCGGCCAACCGGGAUCGCCGACGUUCGCGGAAGUCACGACAAACAAAAAGUCGACGCGCCUCCAGGACAUCACCGAUGCCCUCGCGUCGGUGAACGAACCGUCUGUCACCCCGGAGGCAGCAGACACCCCCAUCCUAACGGAAACCCCCUCCCUCCAAGGCCAGUUAACCACUCAGCCGGCGACAGAGAAUCCCGCCACCCAGUCCCCAGUGAACAAGCCUCAGACCAAGAAGAAUAAGAGAGCCACAAGGACCACCGUCACCCUCAUCGGUCUCGGCCUACCCUCCCGCCCUAUCACCCCAGGAAGAGGUACCUCGCCCUCCGCGGACGAAACCCUUCGUACCACGAGUAACCAGCGCAAGAGACGUCGCACCACCGGCCAGACCGACGACAGCGGAGAAUCAUCUCACCCGCAGCCCACGUUGAGGGCCCAGGACUCUCCGAACCCUUCACCGGAGGGGGAGACCUCACCCGCAGACGACCUCCAGCUGACCCCUGUUAGAGUUCGUGGGCCUGGAACCCUAGACUCGGGGGCCGGGCUGCCUGUGAACUCGACGCUUGGUGGUCGCGGCGCGACCGGGAAGGUGUCGUAG
Rhodofomes roseus is the source of this 798-nucleotide messenger RNA. RefSeq lists its product as uncharacterized. The record is from RefSeq and is a predicted model, not a curated record. NCBI's taxonomy places the organism in Eukaryota, Fungi, Basidiomycota, Agaricomycetes, Polyporales, Fomitopsidaceae. The transcript is spliced from 2 exons. The coding region runs from base 1 to 798 and encodes 265 amino acids.